GUGGUUCUGCCUUUCCUGCGCUCUGCCGGUACCAGUAUGAUUUGAAACAGUCAACAUGGACUUUUCACGUCUACACAUGUACACUCCUCCCCAAUGUCUGCCAGAGAACACUGGCUAUACAUAUGCACUCAGUUCAAGUUAUUCUUCAUCUGCUUUGGAUUUUGAGACCGAAAACAAGAUAGAUCCAGUAUUUGAUUCACCAAGAAUGUCACGGCGUAGUUUACGGUUAGCUGCUGCAGGAUUUAAUAAAUCAGAUGAUGCACGGAAUGAUACCCUUCAUGACAGCUCUUAUGCCGGAAACAUGUCCUUCAGAGAACAGUCUUCUAAGAUGGUGAAGCAACGCAAAAGUAUGAAUAAACAAUCUGGCAGUGUAAGACACACGCCAAGGAAUAAUCUAUCCACCUCUUCCAUUUUUAGCCAAAGCAGUUUCAAUAGCCAUGCCAGUGAUGCAUCAAUGGUAUCCACUGUAUUGAAUGAAUCUUUGAUUCGAGAGCAGACAGAAGUUGAUCAUUUCUGGGGUCUUGAUGAUGAAGGCGACCCUAAAGGUAGUGAUACUACACUGACACAGGGAAAUGGUGAUAUAGCAACAGGAGAAACGCAGACCACAAUGAUCAAUGGCUACACUUGCAGUGACUGCAGCAUGCUUUCUGAACGGAAGGAGGUUCUUACAGCAUACUCAGCUUCUCAUGUGCCAUCUUCCAGAAUUUACUCUAGGGAUAGGAGCCAGAAACAUGCAUCUAGAGGAACCUAUUUCUACAUGAGUAAGAUUCUCCGAUUGGUCAAACAUGCUGCAGCAUCUUUUGCAUCACUAUUAGUGCAACUAUUUCAAAUGGUUUUGCUGAAGCUGGGUUAUGAAUUUAAAGCUCACUCAGACUACUGUGGAAGCAUGAAUGUAAAGGAGUUUUACAGAGAAGAUAGCCAUCUUGGUGUAAAUGAGGAAUCAAUAUGUGAUGACUGUAAGGGGAAGAAACAUCUUGAAAUACACACCACAGACCACAUGCAAUCCUCAUGGGCUAAAAGGGUAGCAAGGACCAUUUGGCACACCUUUUCUUAUGCAGGUUACUUUAUGCUUCACGUGUUGCGAACAGUGGGAACAACAGGAUGGCUUGUGUCUCAGAAGGUCUUGUCUCUACUUUGGCUGGCCAUCCUUUCUCCAGGGAGGGCAGCUUCUGGCAUGUUCAGGUUGCUUAAAACCGGGUGGUAUCAACUUGUUACUCUGAUGUCUUUGCUCAAGGUGUUUCUUGUAAGAAGAUGCCUUCCAAAGAUCUACAAGCUGUUACUGUUUCUAAUCCCACUCCUUUUUCUACUAGGUAUAUGGUUCUGGGGGUUUGAUGGCUUCAUUUCAUUAUUACCUUCCUUGAACUGGACAAGAAUUGAUAGAAUACAGAGAAUAGAUGACUCUAUUCGUGUUCCUGAACCACAGGCUGAUUCUUUUCACUCUGUGCAACCUCCAAAGGAUACCAUAAAUAUCUUUGAUUCUGGUCGUAUAAGUGAGCUGGAAAAGCAAAUGGCCUUCGUGUCUGACAGAUGCCAUCAACAUGAUGAAGAAUAUAGCAAAGUGAUGCUUCUACUCCAUAAUCUUCAAGAUCAGGUUGCCCAGAUGAGCGACAAAAGUGAAACAUUGAAGCUAAUAAAAAAUGUGGUGGGUCAACAUCUUAAAGAUAUGAAACUGGAGGAAAAGACUGACUUCCUGGCUUUACAUCAAGAACAUGAGUUGCGCAUCCUGACGCUGGAAGACCUUCUUGAAAAACUCUCUGCUGAAUCCAAGGACAUCCAGAAGGAGCUUGAUGUAGCCAAAGCAAAAACAAUGAGAGAUGAUGAUGAACAUAGUCAACUUCUUUCCAAAGUUAAAAAGCUAGAACUUGAGUUGUCUCAGAUGAAAUCGGAGCUUUUAACUGGGGAAAGUGUGAAGACAAGUUGCGAGAAAAUAGAUGUCAUUCAUGAAAAAGUAGAUGCCCAGAUCAAAGAAUCUGUCAAGCUAAUGCUUUUUGGUCAUCAACAAGAAGACUUUCCCGAAUCGCUUCUCCAAUGGCUUACAUCCAAUUUUGUGAGCAAAAGUGAUCUGCAGACUUUGCUGCGGGAUCUGGAGUUGCAGAUCCUCAAGAAUAUUACUCUCCAUAUGUCUGUUACAAACCAAAAACUUACAUCUGAAGUAGUAACAAAUGCUGUGACUAAUGCAGGGAUUUCUGGAAUCACAGAAGCGCAAGCACAGAUUAUUGUAAACAAUGCACUGAAACUCUACUCUCAAGACAAGACUGGUAUGGUGGAUUUUGCCUUGGAAUCUGGAGGUGGCAGCAUUCUGAGUACUCGCUGUUCUGAAACCUAUGAGACCAAAACAGCAUUAAUUAGCCUCUUCGGAAUUCCUCUGUGGUACUUCUCUCAGUCUCCCAGAGUGGUGAUUCAGCCGGACAUGUAUCCAGGCAACUGCUGGGCUUUCAAAGGAUCACAGGGGUAUCUUGUAGUUAGACUUUCGAUGAAGAUCUAUCCAACUGCCUUUACAGUGGAACACAUACCAAAAACACUUUCACCAACAGGAAAUAUCACCAGUGCUCCUAGGAACUUUUCAGUAUAUGGUCUAGAUGAUGAGUAUCAAGAAGAAGGCAAGCUUCUAGGACAGUAUGUCUACGAUCAAGGAGGAGAACCACUGCAGAUGUUUCCAGUGAUGGAGAAAAGUGAAAACGCAUUCCAAAUAGUGGAACUGAGAAUUUUUUCUAAUUGGGGACAUGCAGAAUAUACAUGCCUUUAUCGGUUCAGAGUGCAUGGGAAACCUGCCGAAUAAUCUCCUACACUACAGCUUGGGUUGGUUUUGUUGUUGUACAUUUUGUUCUCAAUUUGUAUAUACCGGAAAGCCUAGAACACUGGAAUCUUUAAAGGACGAGGAUGCAAGAUAUAUACUGCAGAACUGUUGAUCCUCUGAUAAAGGCAGAAGACACUCAGCAGAAUUGUAUAAAAAACAAUUUUUAUUUGCUCUAAUGCUCAGCUUGUAAUUGCUAGUUAGCUUUAUAUUUUUGUGUCCAUGCUGAGAGAAAUAAUGCAUGCGAACUACUCUGGUUCAUAAGCCCAGCUGGCAAACAGGUGACACCUAUUUUAUUACAAAUGAAUGUAUAGGGUUUUUUAAAAGAAUAAACCACACUUUCUGCAACUAGGAAUCUGUUUGUUUUUAAAUCCAAGACUUAACUGCAUACUUCUGUUAGCUCAGCACCAUAGGCCAAAAACUGUGGUACAUUUUAAACACUGACUGUGGCUAAAGGUGUCCUUCAGUUGACCCUUGGUUUUGACCUUUUUGGUGGAUCCAAAAGGGCUUCUUUGAUACAUGCUGAAUAUAAAUAAAUAUUACUGUCAGGGAAAGUUAACACAACCAAAACUAGUUUAAACACCAGCGACUGAGAAUGCUUUACUGUAAUUUGUGGCCAUGAAUUGCCCUAAAAGUCAGGGAUAACUUUAACUGAAGUUAUUUUAAGGGUUUUUACCAUAGCAGCUUGGCCAGUUUGUUCUUCUUUAGUGUUAAUUCCAAAUCUUGGCCUUGAUGUACUGACUAACUGGAUCGGAGCUGAUAAGCCUGCUAAAUUGCUUAGUAAAUGUUAGUAUACAGCAAUUAAACAAUCUUAAUUUGUCAAAAGUGAUCUUUUUGGGACAGUAAUUCCUUUGGCUGGUUCAUUGUUAUACUCGGAUGUGGUACUGUGAGAAUGCAGUGUGUGGAAAACAUGACUGAAGUAAACCUCAACACUCCACAUUUACAAGUAGGACUUCUGCUCAGUACUGCUGCAUUGAAAUAACGGGCAUUCUUUAGAACAUCCCCUGAAACCUUAGUCAGGUAGGAGAACAUGAAUGAUGUCUUGCUCUCAAAAGCAACAUUUUCAUGUAGAAUGAGAUGAAAUUGCUUAUUGCCUCCCUUAGGAUUGCUACUUUGAAGAUCCUUGUCAGAAAAGAUUUCUGAAACAUACUCAUAUGCGGAAUUUUUAUCUUGCUGUUAUAAUGCAUUUUAUAGUUACACAUGAACUGUUAACACAUGGAACUGCUGACUGGUUUUCUGAAUAGUUAUGUAUGUUGCACAACAGUCCUCGAAUGUUUAAAAAAAGUCUCUGUAUGAAGAACUCUUUUUUUUUUUUUUUUCACUUGAGCUCGAGACAGAACCUAUGGCCUACGCAGAGGAGCUAGAUUACAUGUGUACAGGUGUUUUCAUAUUAUAGGUUGCAUAUUUAAAAUUGUCCUGUAUAAAUUGAAAUUAGGUAGCUGGGGUGGGAAUAUUUUGAAUAACACUAACUUAUUUUUAAAAAAGCAAGAUAGGACUUUGUGCAAUGUAUUUUUGUAAAUGCUUUUCAAAAUGUCUGUUAUUCUUUGCUGCCUCUGAACUGACAAGAUGCUAUUGAGAUGUUUAAAUAAAGAGUUUUAAUUUUUGAAAGUGCAUGUAAUAUUUGAAACAAGAAAUAAAGCUGCUUUUCUGUA
This is a messenger RNA of Gavia stellata (red-throated loon), 4446 nucleotides long. It is a transcript of the gene SUN1, whose product is annotated as Sad1 and UNC84 domain containing 1. Gene Ontology annotation, molecular function: protein-membrane adaptor activity. The transcript has 23 exons. Gene Ontology annotation, biological process: nuclear envelope organization. Lineage: Eukaryota; Metazoa; Chordata; Aves; Gaviiformes; Gaviidae. Gene Ontology annotation, cellular component: nuclear envelope; meiotic nuclear membrane microtubule tethering complex. The coding region runs from base 56 to 2779 and encodes 907 amino acids. The record is from RefSeq and is a predicted model, not a curated record.